Messenger RNA from Bufo gargarizans (Asiatic toad), 489 nucleotides. Its product is annotated as octapeptide-repeat protein T2-like. Lineage: Eukaryota; Metazoa; Chordata; Amphibia; Anura; Bufonidae. The transcript has a single exon. The record is from RefSeq and is a predicted model, not a curated record. The coding region runs from base 1 to 489 and encodes 162 amino acids.
AUGCAGGGAGAGAAGAAGGAAGGAAGACAAGAAGAAAGAGAGGGAGGAACGGAGGGAGGAAGGAAGCAUGACAGAGAGGAAAAGAGGGAGGGAAGAAGAAAUGAAGCAAGGGCGGGAGGGCAGAAGGAGGAGAGGAAGGAAGAGAGGGAUGAAUGGUGGGAGGAAGAAAGGAACAAAGGUAGGGAAGAAGAAAGAGAGGGAGGGAGUGAGGAAGGAAGGAAGGGAGGAAGAGAUGCAGGGAGAGAAAAAGGAAGGAAUACAGGAAGGACGAGAGGAACGGAGGGAGGAAGGAAGACAGGGAGGAAAAGGGGGGAAGGAGGAAGAAAUGAAGGAAAAGAGGGAGGGAGGAAGGAUGAGAGGGAGAAAGAGAGGAAGGGAGUGAGGAAGGAAGAGAUGCAUAGAGAGAAAAAGGAAGGAAGACAGGAAGGACGAGAGGAACAGAGGGAAGAAGGAAGACAGGGAGGAAAAGGGGGAGGGAGGAAGAAAUGA